This is a messenger RNA of Anoplophora glabripennis (Asian longhorned beetle), 586 nucleotides long. RefSeq names its product peptidyl-tRNA hydrolase 2, mitochondrial. Bases 45 to 557 code for a protein of 170 amino acids. The record is from RefSeq and is a predicted model, not a curated record. NCBI's taxonomy places the organism in Eukaryota, Metazoa, Arthropoda, Insecta, Coleoptera, Cerambycidae. Gene Ontology annotation, cellular component: mitochondrion; cytosol. Gene Ontology annotation, molecular function: peptidyl-tRNA hydrolase activity. The transcript is spliced from 3 exons.
UUUUUAUAACACGGAGGUUAAAAUUUAUUAAUUUUUAUUUAAUAAUGGGUAUUAUCGCAAGUAAUUCAUAUUUGACUGUAUUUAGUGCAGGAACUGUGAUAGGAGCGGCCUCUGCUUAUUUUAUUCUUAAAUUUAGGCAUAAGCCUAAAGAGGAACUCUGGAAAAGUGGCAUGGAAGAGAGAUUUGAGUUUGAGGAUCCCAAAGACGAGUACAGAUUAAUAAUGGGCGUGAGAAACGACCUUAAAAUGCAAAAGGGCAAGGUGGCGGCGCAAUGUGGGCAUGCAGCGGUUGCCGCUUACGCCAGAGCCUUAAAGGAAAAGCCCAAGACCUUAAAGAACUGGUUGAGAUUUGGGGGAACAAAGAUUGCAGUGAGAGUUGACAGUGAAGAGGAGUUACUGGAAUUGGAUAAGCGAGCGAAAAAGCUGGACGUUUUGUCUAGUAUAAUUCGAGACGCUGGACAGACACAAGUUGCUCCCGGAAGUAGAACUGUUAUCGCUAUAGGGCCAGCGCCCAAAAGUGUUUUAGAUGAAAUUACGGGACAUUUAAAAUUGUAUUAGGACGUAUAAAUAAAUUAUUUAAAAAGUAA